Molecule: messenger RNA, 3093 nt
Organism: Pyrus x bretschneideri (Chinese white pear)
Lineage: Eukaryota; Viridiplantae; Streptophyta; Magnoliopsida; Rosales; Rosaceae
Product: U-box domain-containing protein 3
Exons: 6
Coding region: 239-2731 (830 amino acids)
Biological process (GO): protein ubiquitination
Cellular component (GO): nucleus; cytoplasm
Molecular function (GO): protein binding; ubiquitin-protein transferase activity
Source: RefSeq, a predicted model, not a curated record
CACACACACACACACACACACACACACACACACACACUCCUUCUCUCUCAUGCAGCUUUGUAACGAAAGCAGUGCAUGAGGGUUAGAUUGAUUCUUGAAUAAAAAACCCAAUUGAAGUUUCAUGUCAAAGUUUCCACCUUUGGCUUUGGGUUCAUCAAGAUCUGUUUUUUAUGCCUUAACCCACCAGCUCUAAGCCUCUAACUGCAUGAAUAGGGGUACAGUUUGAUUCAAAGGUGAUAUGGACACAUCAUCUAUGAAAUGUCUGAUAAACAGUAUAUCUCGAUUCGUUCAUCUAGUUUCAAGCCAAACAUUGAAACAUAUUCCUAUUCAGAAGGAUUACAGAACCAUAGUUGAUGUACUGAAGCUUUUGAAGCCAUUGAUUGAUGAAGUAGUCGACUUUAAAGUACCGUCAGAUGACAUUCUAUAUAAAGAGUGUGAAGAAUUAGAUAUGGCUGUCAAUGGAGCUAGGGAAUUCAUCGAAAACUGGUCUCCAAAGUCGAGCAAAAUUUCAAGUGCUUGGCGGUGUGAGCCGCUGUUGAUAACUAUCCAAAACUCUUCACUCAAGAUUUGCAGCAUAUUACGUAGACUGUCACAGUCAUCUUCAUCAGGGUCAAGUUUAACGGGUCUUCAGCACUGUACACAGGAAAUUCAAUCUUUGAAGCUGGAAAGAGUAACAGAAUACUUAGAAGAGGCUGUGAGAAGUCAAAGUAAAGAUGUCAUGCCUUCCACCAAACUUCUUAUGAAAAUUAUCGAAUUGCUUAAUCUGACUUCAAACCAAGAACUGCUGAAAGAAAGCAUUGCUGUAGAAAAGGAAAGAAUGAAUGUUGAAGUCGGUGAUGUUAGAGGGAAAUUAGAUCAAAUUAACCAAAUUGUGGUUCUUGUCUCCCAUAUUCGUGAAUUCAUGGUCAAAAUUGAGCACCUUGAAACCGUAUCUGGCGUCUUGAUCCCUUCAUACUUCCGCUGCCCUCUGUCUUCAGAACUCAUGCUGGACCCUGUGAUUGUAGCUUCAGGUCAAACCUAUGAGAGAGAUUCCAUCCAAAAAUGGAUUGAUCAUGGGCUAACUAUUUGCCCAAAGACCCGACAGAGGCUGUACCAUACUAAUCUCAUUCCCAAUUAUACUGUCAAAGCUAUGAUAGAAAGCUGGUGUCAGGAAAAUGAUAUAAAAUUUACGGUGAACUCUGACGGCUCUAAUGCUAUCUCGGUCCCAUCUCCAUCAGAUCAAGUAUCUCCUGCAGAUUCAACUCACACAGGUGGUUUGCAUUGCACUACACACAGUAGCAAUUCGACAUCGAGGUCAUCUCUUGAAGUUGGAAACAUCUUUGAGAAGCAAAAGACAGAUGUCUCUCCUAGAUUAGGUGGAGAAAUGUCCAAUGGAUGCGAUAGUAACAAGAAAGGCAACUCAUCACCAAAACAGUCAUAUAGUCAUAGCAGGGGUGAAUCAGCCACUAGUGCUGUUUCCAGUAUUGAUUAUGCACCUCCAGCAUCGAUUAAGGUGUCAGGGAUAUCUAAUAAGCAUGAAAAUGUUCGUAGGUUGUCUGGAGAAAUCACAUCUGAGCAUCCGGUUGCUUCUACUCCAAAGAAACAAUCAGCAAUUCCCCCCGGGUUAUCAGGAAAAUUAUCUCACAUUUCCAAGACAAAAGCAGAAGGGGCAUGGACUGAUAGCCCCAGUUAUCCUGAUAGACAGCUGCUUCCAUUUUAUAGUUCAGGAUCUGAUGAGUUGACAACAGCAUCCCAUGUCAGGAAUUUAAUUGAAGACCUCAAGAGCCAGUCAAAUGAAGUGCAAACUAUGGCAGCAGAAGAGUUGCGGCUUCUUGGAAAGCACAAUAUGGAGAAUCGAACUAUUAUAGGCCAGUGUGGUGCUAUCACACCAUUAGUUUCACUUCUAUAUUCAGGAGAGUUGACAACACAAGAGCAUGCUGUGACAGCUCUUUUGAAUUUAUCAAUUAAUGAAGACAACAAAGCGAUGAUUGCAGAAGCAGGGGCAAUUGAUCCCCUAAUCCAUGUUCUAAAAACAGGAAGUGACAGAGCGAAAGAAAAUUCUGCUGCAACUUUGUUCAGCCUCUCUGUAUUGGACGAAUACAAGGCAAAAAUUGGUCGGUCUGGUGCAGUUAAGGCCUUGGUUGAUCUUCUAGCCUCAGGGACUCUUCGGGGGAAGAAAGAUGCUAGUACUGCAUUGUUUAAUCUGUCAAUUUUUCAUGAAAAUAAAGCUCGCCUAGUUCAAGCUGGGGCUGUGAAGCAUCUUAUUGAUUUGAUGGACCCUGAUUCUGGGAUGGUUGACAAGGCCGUUGCUCUCCUGGCAAAUUUGUCCACCAUUGCAGAGGGCCGCAUAGCAAUUACACGGGAAGGGGGCAUUCCGUUACUAGUUGAGAUUGUUGAAUCAGGUUCCCAUAGAGGAAAGGAGAAUGCUGCCUCCAUAUUGUUGCAGUUGUGCCUUCAUAGUCCAAAGUUUUGCACCCUUGUUCUUCAGGAAGGAGCUGUUCCUCCCCUGGUUGCCUUAUCUCAGUCUGGCACACCAAGAGCAAAGGAAAAGGAACACAACAACAGCGUGGAAUGUCUAAAUUUUUCUCCUCCUUCCGGUAGAGCUUGGGAAGGCGGAAUUUAUGCGCUAGCUAGAAAUUCACAACUCCAUUUUGAGGUGUUUACGAUUUCGAAAAAGUUAUUGCAUGAUACUGGAGUACGGUCACGUGAUAAAAUCUUGACAUGCGAUUAUAAUAUUUUCAAGAUGGGCUAAUGGAUAAUGGGCUUUUCUCAAAACUAGCCAGUUUACAGCCGAAUGGCUGAUGUGCGAGGACGUAGAUAGUUGUGUUCGAAGAUUGAGGAACACUGCGUGUGGGUUGGCUUCUCUCCCAUUGCGGAUGGAUUCGGGAUGGAACUUGAACGUCCUUCGUAGUAUCAAAAGGCUGGUUUGUCGUUGCAUGAAUUUCAGUAAGUUGGUGAAUCAGAUGAAAAAUUUUGGUGAGAAAUUACCCAGAGAGCGAUUGGUUUAGAAAUUGGUCAUAGGUCUAACAAAAGCCCAUGAUCUUGUUUAUUAUGUAAUUGAACAAACUAAGGAUAUUGAAAUCAUUGAAGUGCAAGAAGUUGUUGCUGCUUUGA